AUGAUUUCUUCCGACGUGAUCAACACUAUAGCGGCCCAGCACCCGCUGGGUAAUUCCAAAAACUCCUCUGUGAAACAGAGACCGUUCCAAGCCUGGAGUGCACUCGAUGAUGUGAAAAACAAGGCGGAUAGCAUCGCCAAUGAGGCUAGCCGGGAGUUCAAUGUCGCUAGCCAGAAGGCCCAGGAGAAGACGGGCAAGAUUCAGCCUGGCUCUAUGAAGUAUUAUGCGGCUUGCACAUUUGGUGGGAUGUUGGCCUGUGGCCUCACCCAUACCGCCGUGACUCCUCUCGAUCUGAUCAAAUGCCGUCGGCAAGUUGAUCCCAAGCUUUACCAAAGCAAUAUACAGGCAUAUCGUACAAUCCGAGCAGCGGAGGGUAUUCGCGGCGUUUUCACAGGCUGGAGUCCUACCUUCUUUGGUUACAGCGCCCAAGGAGCUUUCAAGUAUGGAGGAUACGAAUACUUCAAGGUCUUCUACAGCGACCUCGUCGGCCAGGAAAAUGCGCACCGUUACAAGACUGCCAUCUACCUGACGGCCAGUGCCUCUGCCGAGCUCAUCGCCGAUAUUGCGCUGUGCCCAUUUGAGUCUGUCAAGGUGCGUGGUCAGACUACCAUUCCGCCCGAGAUUAGGGGUACGUUCAGCGGCAUUUCGAGCGUCGUUGCUAAGGAAGGCGUUGCUGGUCUGUACAAGGGACUGUACCCACUAUGGGGCCGUCAAGUCCCCUACACCAUGAUGAAGUUCGCUUCCUUUGAGACCAUCGUUGAGAUGAUCUACAACACCCUGCCUGGCCAGAAGUCCGACUACAACAAGGGUGCCCAGACUGCCGUUGCCUUCACGGGCGGUUACCUCGCUGGUAUCCUGUGUGCUGCUGUCUCACAUCCUGCUGAUGUCAUGGUCAGCAAGCUUAAUGCCAAUCGACAGGCCGGUGAGGCCUUUGGUGCUGCUAUGAGCCGUAUCUAUGGUGAUAUUGGCUUCCGCGGACUGUGGAACGGCCUGCCCGUUCGUAUCGUCAUGAUCGGUACUUUGACUGGACUGCAAUGGAUGAUCUACGACUCGUUCAAGAUCUUUAUGGGUCUCCCUACCACCGGUGGCGCCAGCGAGGAUAAGAAAAAGGCGAACUAG
Penicillium bovifimosum is the source of this 1119-nucleotide messenger RNA. RefSeq names its product putative mitochondrial phosphate carrier protein. Lineage: Eukaryota; Fungi; Ascomycota; Eurotiomycetes; Eurotiales; Aspergillaceae. Gene Ontology annotation, biological process: mitochondrial phosphate ion transmembrane transport. The record is from RefSeq and is a predicted model, not a curated record. The transcript is spliced from 6 exons. Gene Ontology annotation, cellular component: mitochondrial inner membrane. Bases 1 to 1119 code for a protein of 372 amino acids. Gene Ontology annotation, molecular function: phosphate transmembrane transporter activity.